Molecule: messenger RNA, 831 nt
Organism: Peronospora belbahrii
Lineage: Eukaryota; Oomycota; Peronosporomycetes; Peronosporales; Peronosporaceae
Source: the annotation of a GenBank genome assembly
AUGACUAGGGUCAUUGUGUUGCUUUGUCUAGCGUUUUACAGCUCGGCUGAAAGCAUCGCCAACUCCGAGCCGCUUGUAAAUGUUAGUUAUCAUACCAGCAAAGCCCCAACAUAUUCCAUGCCAAAUGACCCGUCGCUAAAGCCAUACAACAGUGCUGAAGCCAGAGCCCCUGAUUUUGCCUCCUUGGUUUCGGACCUUGAGGAAUCAAAGAUGCUGCUGGCAUUAGCCGGAGCGAGCGCAAGUCAUCAAGGAGUCGCUUUUGAUCUUGAUGCUGCAGAUAGUAUUGCUGCAGAUAUUAUUGCUGCAGCGAAUCUUAUGAGGUUGCAAGGUCAAGAUAGCAUCUCCGAGAUAUCAAAGCAUGCCACACGCCGUCUCUUCAUGGUCUAUAAGCCGGGUGAGCAGGACAAUCUGGUGGAUUAUAUCGGCAGUGUGAAGUAUAGUAAGUGGGAAAGCGCGGUGGUCUACAUCUGCAAAGACAAAAAGGAUCUGGCUAGAUCCAGCAUUGUCGAAGUCUUGACGACUGCGUAUGGAGACCAGACUCUGUGUGAUGCACUGAAACUCAAGCAAGCUAUGAAUGAGCACGAUGAAGUCGCACGUUCAUUAAGCGACGCACAGGUACAUAUGUGGGCGACAACCGGUAAGGAUCCGGAAAAUGUUUUUAUGUGGCUCAAAGGUAGUGGAAACGGCGACUCUUUCAAACCUAUAUUACGUAGAGGGUGGGAGACUUUCGUUGAGUUUCGUGAUCGAGGCGAAAACCCGGACGAACUACUGAAAAAGCUCCAUCAUCAUGAUGGAGAGGACAAAGUCGAAGGAGCUUUACGUCCUAAUUAG